AUGAAUUACGCUGCGAAUCUUUACCUCCAGCACUGUUCGACCAACGCUGCGAACCUUUACCUCCAGCGCUGUUCGACCAACUUCAAAGACGCACAGGACGUCUUCAACCUCGAGAACCACGGCAGGGUGAGGGAAGUGGGCUCCCAGGCCGUCUGGUCCGUGUCCUCCGGCAGGCGUGGCCAUGGCGUGAGUCAGCUUCGGGACGGCGACCUGGACACGUUCUGGCAGUCGGACGGCGAGCUGCCGCACCGGAUCGACGUCCAGUUCGGUCGCAGACUGAGCAUCCAGGCUGUCCUCAUCAACGUCUGCCACGACCUGGACGAAAACUUCACGCCCAACGUGGUCUCGGUGAGCGCGGGGAAUGACCCUCACGACAUGCGGACGGUGGGCGGCGUCAGCAUGACACGUCCUUCCGGUUGGGUCCUCAUCGAGACGGAAGACUCCGAGGAACGUCCUCCACGAGCGUUUUGUCUCCGACUGUACGUCCAUAUCAAUCAUCAGUUUGGGAUGGACAGUCGCGUGAGGCAGAUGAAGGUAUACACGCCUGCUCAAGAAACUGUGGUUAGCACGCUCCCUGAGGAGGUGACCUUCAGCAGUCUGGAGUGUCGAAUGUUCAGCCGGAUUCGUUGA
Molecule: messenger RNA, 630 nt
Organism: Ixodes scapularis (black-legged tick)
Lineage: Eukaryota; Metazoa; Arthropoda; Arachnida; Ixodida; Ixodidae
Product: anaphase-promoting complex subunit 10-like
Exons: 1
Coding region: 1-630 (209 amino acids)
Biological process (GO): anaphase-promoting complex-dependent catabolic process; protein K11-linked ubiquitination
Cellular component (GO): anaphase-promoting complex
Source: RefSeq, a predicted model, not a curated record